Meriones unguiculatus (Mongolian gerbil) is the source of this 4401-nucleotide messenger RNA. RefSeq names its product zinc finger protein 260-like. Lineage: Eukaryota; Metazoa; Chordata; Mammalia; Rodentia; Muridae. Gene Ontology annotation, biological process: regulation of transcription by RNA polymerase II. The coding region runs from base 176 to 2308 and encodes 710 amino acids. The record is from RefSeq and is a predicted model, not a curated record. Gene Ontology annotation, molecular function: DNA-binding transcription factor activity; RNA polymerase II cis-regulatory region sequence-specific DNA binding. The transcript is spliced from 3 exons.
AGGGCCUUUUUGGUGCCCAGACCGGUAUCUGUGGGCAAGACUUCCUACAUCUCUGCCAAACGGUCCCUGUAAUUGCUUUAGGUUAUGUCUGGCGAUCAGCGACGUAAGAGUGUGGCGUGGGGACCAAGGCGAGAAGAGAGGACGCUCACGGUCGCUACCGCUGGUCGCCGUGAGGAUGCUGGAGCAUUUGCAGUGUCUGAAGGCUGCUGCCGCAGUGGCGCAACCUGCUCAAGGCUGUGUGACCUUUGAGGACGUGGCUGUUUACUUCUCCCAGGAAGAAUGGGAGCUCCUGGAUGAAGCUCAGAGGCUACUGUAUCUUGAUGUGAUGCUGGAGAACUUUGCACUUAUAACCUCACUAGAUUGUUGGCAUGAAUCAAAGUAUGAAGAAAAUCCUUCUAUGCAAUGUGUUUGUGUUGAACUGUCAAAAGCCAGGACUCCAAAGGCAGGUCUACUCAGUGGGAAGACUCACCCCACUGACAUCUGUGUUCCUAUUUUGACAGACAUUUUUCAUCUAGAUGAUCUACCUGGACAAAAACUGUUUUUUGUAGAAGCCUGUUCAAUCCUCCAAGGCCCAAAGCAUCACUGUGCCAAGAAUCCAUUAAGGGGAGAUGUGGAUGGUGACUCCCUUAAGAAAAGCUGUGUACUCCAUGAGUCAGGGAAUCCCUUCAUCUACAGGAAAAUUAGAAAGAACUUCCCAGCUAGACAGGACCUUCUCCAGUCCCAGAACAGUCUCAAAGAUGAGAAGCCAAAUGAACUCACCGAGUCUGUGGAGGCUAAUGGUAGAAAAAUUCACUUCAAGUCACAAGAAUUCAGAAAACCUAGACACAAACUCAAGCUAGUUCAGCACCCAAGGGUAUGCACUGGAAAAAUGGAUUUUGAACCUAGCAAAUGCAGACAAACUUUAGAAGAUAAAUCUUCACUUACACCAUCCCAGAGAGUUUACACUGAAGAAAGACCAUAUGAGUGUAGUGAAUGUGGAAAAUCCUUUAGCCAAAAGGCCACACUUACUGUACACCAGAGACUUCAUACUGGAGAAAAACCAUACAAAUGUAGUGAAUGUGGAAAGUCAUUCAGUCAAAGCUCCAACCUCACUGAACACUCUAGAAUCCACAGUGGAGAAAGGCCUUAUGAGUGUGGGGAGUGUGAGAAAGCCUUUAGAUGCAAAUCCAAUCUGGUUCGGCAUCAGAGGAUUCACACAGGGGAGAGGCCAUAUGAGUGUGACAAAUGUGGAAAAUUGUUCAGGCAAAGCUUCAGCCUUGUUGAACACCAGCGAAUUCACACUACAGCAAGGCCAUAUGAGUGUAACCAGUGUGAAAAAUCCUUUAGUCAAAGAGCCACUCUCAUUAUACAUCAGAGAGUUCACACUGGAGAAAGGCCAUAUAAGUGUGGAGAAUGUGGAAAAUCCUUCAGCCAAAGCUCUAACCUUAUUGAACACUGCCGCAUUCACACUGGAGAAAAGCCUUAUGAGUGUAAGGAGUGUGGGAAAUCCUUUAGCCAAAAAGCUACCCUCAUUAGACACCAGAGAAUUCACACUGGAGAAAGGCCUUAUGAGUGUAGGGAAUGUGGGAAAUUCUUCAGGCAAAACUUCAGCCUCAUUGAACACGGUAGAAUUCACACUACAACAAAGAUUUAUAAGUGUGGCCAGUGUGGGAAAUCGUUUAGCCAAAAAGCCACCCUUAUCAGACACCAACGAGUUCACACAGGAGAAAGGCCUUAUGAAUGUGGAGAAUGUGGGAAAGCCUUUGGGUACAAAUCCAAACUUGAUCGACAUCAGAGAACUCACACUGGGGAAAGGCCUUAUGAGUGUGCAGAAUGUGGAAAAUUCUUCAGGCAAAGCUACAGUCUUGUUGAACAUCAGAGAAUACACACUAGUGCAAGGCCUUAUGAGUGUGGACAAUGUGGAAAGUCCUUUAGCCGGAGGCCUGCCUUUAUUAAACACCAGAGAAUUCACACCGGGGAAAGACCUUACACAUGCGGUGAGUGUGGGAAAACCUUCAGCCAAAGUAGCAGCCUUAUUCAACAUUGCAGAAUUCACACUGGGGAAAAGCCCUAUGAGUGUGGCCAGUGUGGGAAAUCAUUCAGGCAAAAGUCUGUUCUCAUUCAGCACCAGGUCAUCCACCCUAAAGAAAGGUCUUAUGAAUGCACCAACUGUGAUAAAUCUUUUAGCCAGCGCUCAAGUUUCUUUCAACACCAAAAAUGUCACAACGCAGGGAAGAUUCAGGAAGGCAGUGAAUGUGGGAAGCUCUUUAACCCUAUGUCUGACAUAUCUUCUGAAAGGCCACAUUUUAAAAAGGCCAUAAAGCAAUAGGUAAUGUAAUCUUUUCACUCAAUAGAUGAGCUGAACAUUUACUGGUUUUUGUUUGUUUGAGAUAGGGUUUCCCUAUGUAGCCCUGGCUAUCUUGGAACUCACUCUGUAGAUCAGGCUGGCCUCAAACUUGCAGAGAUCCAUCUGCCUCUGCCUCCUAAGUGCUGGGAUUAAAGCUGUGUGCCACCACAUGCAGCUAAAAUGAGUUGAACUUUUUAAGCAUGCCACCUGCUAACAUGUAAACCUCUUCGUAAACAUCUGGAGUGGUAAAGUGCCCAGUGCCUUCCAGGCAGGGACGAUGCAUACAGGAGUGCCCUUCAGCAGUUCUCAAUAAUCUCCCUUGUGCAAGUUAAAUCCCUGCCAAAUCCUUUCAUUGGUAGCUUCCCAUCUUAGCACCUUUAGUAUAUAUGCACAUAUACCUCCAACAUGCCUAUAUUCCCCUAAAGAAAAUUCUCAGUAGCCUGCAUCAUUGAAGUGACAUAUUUUCCUUUUCUGGUGGAAUAUAUAUGAGUCUGAUGUUUGGUUGCUAAACAGGAGGCUUCUGGGAGAAGGCUUGCCUUCCUUUAAAUUAUUGGCUUAGCAUUACUCUUUGUAGUUGAGGUUGACCUCAUUCCCUUUUCUGACUGAGUAUGCAUGGUUCUACCUGAUCCUUGCCCACUUCAGCUCACUAACCAGUAGCUUUCUGGGUAGCAUUGGUCUGCUUUGUACAAUAUUGAAGGACUUAUUCUCUCAUGUAGUUUAAACAAGGGGUACUGCUUUUUGCCUUUGAUGAGCAGAAUCCUAACAUAGGCCCAGUUUGUAUAAAAAGCAGUUUUUUUUGUACAUAAAGACAGUUUUUAUGAAGGCCCCAUUUUGUGUAUCACAGUAGAGUCACUGGGAAUAGUUGGCUUUCAGUGGUGUUUACACAGCUACCCAGUAACUGCUUGCAUUGCUCCCAUUGUAGGAAAGAAAAGCUUCCUCUGGACCCAACUUUCUGCCUUGAUGUCUUUAGUGUUACUGUUUUUUGUUUGUUUGUUUGUUUAUGACUAGUGAUCACCCCAAGGAAAGAUUAGUUGUUUAACUACUGUUGGUGCCCCCUGAUACAUCUUGGAUUUAAUACAAUAAAUAUUCCUGCAUGAUUUUUACAUUUAAUGUCCAGUGCUGUUGAACAGAAGCAUUUCAUUUGGGUUCUGUGGGGGCACACAUAUUCUUUUGUCAAUGGUUCCACAAUUUAUGUCAUCAGGAUCCAGGAAAGAGCAAUAAUUAGUACAAAAACAAUGUAUGUUAUAAAUAAACUAUAGCUCAAUUAAAAACAAAUAAUAAAUCAUUUAUAUUAGCCCAUUAAUUUUAUUUAUUAUUUUAAAUUCCAACAGAGAGAAAAGACAAACGUUUUUAUUAUCAUUUAUUACAUUUAUUCACUUUGUAUCCCGACUGUCCCACCUCCCUCGUCUCCUACCAAUCUCACCCUCUCUCUCUCUUCUCCCCCUAUUUUCCCUCCCCUAGUUCACUGAUAGGGGAGGUUGUCCUCCCCUUCCAUAUGACCUUAGCCUAUCGUGUCUCAUCAGGACUGGCUGCAUUGGAAAAGACAAACUUUUAUUUAGCUUAUUUUCAUCAUUAUUGUAAUUUUUUUCUGUUUUGUAUGCUUCAUUUGGGAUCUGUUUAAAGUACAUUAAACUACAUGACUUUAUUUCAUAAGAAUUUAAAAUAACCUGCAAAUGGCAAUAUUCAUCAUACAGAUUCUUACAACGUGAGUGUUCAUUCCUAUUCUGCUAAUCUAGAAGCCUUUUUAAAAAACCACUACAAGUGUCUUAAUUUUAUUCCUUAUACCAUGCAUGCUUGUCUUAGAAUAAAUUCCAUGUAACUUUCAAAAAAAAACAAACAAAAACAAUGUAUGGUCAAUAGAUUGUAGAAGAGCUGGCAGAAAGCCAUAUGAAUUGUGUUGCUUGUGAAAAUUGUCACAAAUCCUGGUGACUAUUUGUCUUCAGAAAGUCACACUACCACUUCUGUAUGUCCUGCACUUGAAGUCAUUGAAUUUUUGGAAUUAUCUGUCAUGUUUUUUGAAUGUCUCCCUAAGUCUGGAUGCUAUAUAGGCAAAAAUACAAGAAAAUUGAAUGAGA